Bactrocera dorsalis (oriental fruit fly) is the source of this 1755-nucleotide messenger RNA. Its product is annotated as gram-negative bacteria-binding protein 3. The record is from RefSeq and is a predicted model, not a curated record. The coding region runs from base 116 to 1681 and encodes 521 amino acids. Gene Ontology annotation, biological process: carbohydrate metabolic process. Lineage: Eukaryota; Metazoa; Arthropoda; Insecta; Diptera; Tephritidae. Gene Ontology annotation, molecular function: carbohydrate binding; hydrolase activity, hydrolyzing O-glycosyl compounds. The transcript has a single exon.
UUGCGAGGCUCAGCGAGCAGCGGUCGUAGUAGUUUGAUAGAAGACGCGCAACGCGGUUGUCCUACACAGCAUUUAUAACAAAGAAUAGUGUGAAAAUAAGCUUAUAAUCAACGAGAUGUGGCAGCUGCGUUUCAUUGUUGUCAUGGGCUAUAUUAUAGCCAUGGCGCUAGGUAUACCGCAUUAUGAGGUGCCGAAAGCAAAAAUUGUUGUUUACUAUCCAAAAGGAUUUGAAGUAUCCAUACCGCACGAGGAGGGCAUCACGUUGUUCGCCUUCCACGGCAAACUCAAUGAAGAAAUGGAGGGUUUGGAAGCGGGCACCUGGUCCAGAGAUAUUGUUAAAACAAGGAAUGGACGUUGGAGUUACCACGAACGCAACGCAAAGUUGAGAAUUGGUGAUACGCUCUACUAUUGGACUUAUGUGAUCUACAAUGGUUUGGGUUAUCGUGAAGACAAUGGCGUGUUUACGGUGCGCGAGUAUGCGAAUUACACUACGGACGCAGUCGAGGAACGAAAACAUGCGGAGAAUGGAAAAGGUGGAAGCAGCAGCAGCUGCGGCAGCGCCGGCGGUAGCACGACGGGCACGAGCAGUGGUAGCGGCAACAGCGACACCCAAGGCGGCGCUGGUAUCAUUGAUGUGCGCACAGAUGAAUGCAAACCUUCGCAAUCUUAUAAAAAUGGUCGUCAGCAGCAAUGUACGAAUCAAUUGCUAUUUGAAGAUAAUUUCUCUGGCACGCAGUUGAGCAAAGACCGUUGGACCGUGGAAGAGCGCUUCGCCACAAAGCCAGAUCAGGAAUUCGCUCUGUACUUAAACGUGCCGGAGGUCUUGCAAGUGAAGAAUGGCAUGGUUAGAAUAUACCCACAACUCACCAGCAGUCACUUUCAACAGCACAAUCAUCCGUUGAAUAUUAAACAUGAUAUCGGACCGCGUUGCACCGGCCGUGCGAACAGUGAAGAAUGUGUGCGCGAUGGCAGCGCGACAACUUACUUAUCUAUACCGCCGUUCAUAGCCGCACAGUUCUCCACAAAGGAACACUUCACCUUCCAAUAUGGACGCGUUGAGAUACGCGCGAAAUUGCCACGCGCCAACUGGGUCUUUCCCCAAUUGUGGCUGCAGCCAGUGAAUGAAAAAUAUGGUGUUGACGACUAUCAGUCGGGUCAAAUGCGCAUCGCCUUCAGCUAUGUAAAUGGUACAAAAAUGCAUCUCUUCGGUGGUUUGAUUGUGAACGCGAAUAGCAGUUGGCGUUGGGAAAAAUUGUGCGAAUUCCCGAAUGCGCAGCAGCUCGACUUGGGCAACGACUUCCAUGUUUACACGCUGAUUUGGACGGAAGAGCAUAUCUCGGUAGCCGUAGACAAUGAGGUGUAUUGUAAUUUCAACCCCAACAGCCACGGUAGGCUGGCUAAUUUAAACAAAGAUGAGCUAGAGUUGCCGAACAGAGAUUUACUUAAGAAGGGUAGUAAAGUGGCGCCCUUCGAUCAAGAAUUCUACAUCACUCUGGGUUACGGUAUCGGCGGUGUGAAUGAUUUCAACGAAGGCUUAUACGACUGGCAACCGCAGAAACCAUGGGAGAAUACGAAUGAACGAGCCAUGAGCACGCUGCUGAAAGCGGUGGAAAAAAAUUUUGAUGAUUGGCUGGAGUUUGGCGAAUUGCUUAUUGAUUACGUUAGGGUCUAUGCAAUUUAGAUUUUUAAUAGCACAAAGUGUAUUCCAUUUUAUAAAAAUUUUUUCAAAUUUGAAAUAAAUUGUUCAAGCAAAAA